CCUCCGUCCCAGCGCCUCCCCGACCUCCCCCUCGGGCACUCUCGCGCUAACUGCGCUCCUCCGGGGCCUCUCCGCCAGCUCCCAGCCAUGGUGGUCUGGCGCUCGGCGUUCCUCAUCUGCCUCGCUUUCUCCUUGGCCCCUCUGUUCCAGAGAGGAUCUGGGGACUCUAAUUUACGUCUGGAGGAUGCAUUGAAAGAAACUUCCUCAGUAAAGUAUGAUGAUUUUAACUUGGCUGAUGCCCUGGAUGACCGAAAUGAUCGAGAUGAUGGCCGCAGGAAACCGAGCGCAGGAGGAGGAGGUGGUUUUUCAGACAAGGAUCUUGAAGACAUAUUAGGCGGUGGUGAAUACAAACCUGACAAAGGUGAUGGUCGGCAUGGCAGUGACGACUCUGAAUCCGGAGUGUCGGCCGAGGCCAGCACCAUCGCGGGUGUGGCCAGCGCCCUGGCCAUGGCCCUGAUCGGCGCGGUCUCCAGCUACAUCUCCUACCAGCAGAAGAAGUUCUGCUUUAGCAUCCAGCAUGCAGCAGAAGGUCAAGAGGGUCUGAAUGCAGACUACGUGAAGGGAGAGAACCUGGAAGCCGUUGUGUGUGAGGAGCCCCAAGUGAAAUACCUGACGCUGCAGACGCAGGCCGCGGAGCCGCCGCCCCCCGAAGCGCCCCGGAUCUGAGGGCCACUGCUCGUGACCAGCGCCUCGUUCCAUUUGGACCCGCUUCUCUGACGUCAUCGGCUUCUCGCUCUAACUUCCGGAUGAGCUCGGGGUGUGUGUGAGUUUGGUUUCUGUGCCUGCCCUGCCAGAGGCUCUGAAGAGACUUGGUGUCGAAUCCGAGGCCCAGCUCUGGCAGAAAGCCAGCCA
Messenger RNA from Callorhinus ursinus (northern fur seal), 852 nucleotides. RefSeq names its product CD99 molecule like 2 (gene CD99L2). The record is from RefSeq and is a predicted model, not a curated record. Lineage: Eukaryota; Metazoa; Chordata; Mammalia; Carnivora; Otariidae.